AUGGAUGUUGUGAAGUCUUACUCCGAAAUCUUUAAGCAAGGGAUCUGCUUUGAUCUGGACAAAUUAUUUGAUUGCUGCCUUCGAAGUGAAGAUGGACUUGAAUUUGGUGCACAUCGUGUCAUCCUAGCUAGCCGCUGUGAUUAUUUUCGAGGUAUCUUUAGUGGCAACUUUGGAACAGAAACCAAAGUCAAUCUUUCAGGAAUUAGCGGAAGCAUUUUGUGCGAAAUUCUUCGCUUUCUAUAUACUGGAAGCCUCACCUUGAAUGAAGACAACAUUAUUGAUAUCAUCGUAAGUGCAGAUUACUUUUUAAUUGACAAAUUACUGAAUAAAUGCCGAAUCUAUGCUCUCAAACAUAUAAAUGUUAACAACUGUCUGAUGUAUUUCGAGGUAGCUUGGUUUGUAGAAAGAUUUUCGUUUUUGACUGAAUGCUUCAGAUUCAUUCAGACUCAUUUCGAAUCUGUGGUCAGUAGUCACGAUUCUAAUUUCGCAGAUCUCCCUAUAAGCUUCGUGAAGAAAUUUCUAAAUCUAAAUGGAGUCACAGAAGAUGUCAUAUGGAUGGCUGCUGUGACAUGGCUGAAGAAAGAUCCAGUUGGGAGACAACAAGUAUUACCCGAACUUCUGGCAUGCCUUUGUUUGCAGAACUUAGAUGAACCCUUGGCAACUGAAAUACUCGAAAACCCUUUACUUAAAGAAUACUUAUUAAACAGCAUAUGCUGCAAGAAUUAUGAGACAAAUCUCUCCACGGAAUUUCCAAACAAGGCUAAAAAUAAUUAUAAUUCUGAAAAACUGAAAAGCUUAGUAGUAAAAUCAAAAAUUAUAUAUGGCUUUGAUCUGCAAACCUCUCAGACUCGUUUACCUAAGAACUUGUUUCUUCUCUUUUCGGAAUCACAAUUCUCAUUCCAGAAGAAAUUCUACAUAACAUUUGAUGAACUGCAUGAUAUAUGGCAAGAAAUUGAUGAAACUCCUAUAUGGCCGCAAGCUCUUGUUCCCAUUGGCAGUAGAGUUUAUAUGUUUGAUAAAUUUGAAAAUAAAAUUCUAGCUUUAAAUCUGGAGGACAAAUCCUGGACACAGCUGAACCCCAUGAAUAUACCACGUAACGAAUACAGUGUUGUGGAUAUAGGAUUGAGCAUCUAUGUACUGGGAGGAACUACCUUCUCUUCGCACGUACAUACAUCUUUGGUAGAAAAAUAUAAUUAUCUAACCGGACUUUGGGAAGUUGUCAGUUCCAUGAAUCACAUGAAUUGUGGAUUUGCCAUUGGAGCUGAAAAUGCAAUUUAUGCUGUUGGUGUUAUGCAAAACGAUAGAGGCUUUGAAAUGAUUGCACAGGUUUACGACCCACAGCAGGAUACCUGGUCAUUGAUAAAUGCGCCUAAUAUAUACCGAAAUAAUUUCGCUCUUGUUUCUCUUCGGGGUAAAAUAUACAUCCUGGGUGGAACUAAUAAUGGCGAAUAUUUGAGAUCCGUAGAAGAAUACGAUAUUGAAGGGGACACUUGGAAGCCUUUCGCGGACUUACCUUUGCCUUAUUACUCUCCGAAAGCUACAAUCUUCAAAGAUAUGAUAUUAGUUUAUGAUGCUGUUUCGAAAGGGAAUUAUUCACCUUACCCCCCUUCUUAUUGGGAUAAAAAAUCAAAAAAUUGGCAAUUAUGGGAUUUAGUUUCUCUUACGAUGUACAAAUUUUGCACCAUAAAGGACGAAGAUACCAUCAAAAACUUUGUGAGGAAGAAUAAUGAUUCAGGCAUAAAAUGGAAGAAAAGUCACUUUGCUAAUUAA
Molecule: messenger RNA, 1770 nt
Organism: Stegodyphus dumicola
Lineage: Eukaryota; Metazoa; Arthropoda; Arachnida; Araneae; Eresidae
Product: kelch-like protein 23
Molecular function (GO): protein binding
Source: RefSeq, a predicted model, not a curated record